CAAACCUCAACCGCUCCCCUCUCCCUACUCCUUUACAAUGAGAGAUACCAACACAAUGGAACCUUCCACUCUACACCAAUCGCCCUCUAACCCUACUACUACUAUUGAACUACCUUCCAUCAAUGACCUCCUGCAACCCUACACUACCAGUCAUGGCCCCACCGAUCUCAUCUCAUACUUUUUCCCGCCCGGCAGCCUACUCGCCAACUCUCACGGUCUAGAGAUCCGACUUGAUGGAGAAAAUUUCGUUGAGUUUCUCCGCUAUGAUUGCUCUGCCGAUUUCCUUGCGCGACUGGACCGCGCCGGGCAGCUUUCUGAUAGACUCGAUGGAGUUGAUGCGAAAAUGCAGACAUUCGAUGAGAAAGACCGUGUACUUCAUCACCGUAUGGAUCUUCUCGAGCAGUUGGGUCGUGAUAUACUGCAGCGGCUUAGGUCGGUGUUGGAUGACAUUCUGAAGAUAUGUAAUGAGGAGGAGGAGGAGGAAAGAAGCGCCGAGACGGAUGUUCGGUGUGAGAUCCGGGAAAAGAUUACACGAGCGUUAAAGUGACAAGAGGCUGGAGGAGGGUAGAGUGUAGGAAUGAAUGGAUUAUGGGAUAGAGGUUAGGGGAUGUGAGAUUUGAGAGUUGAGAAGGGUUUGAUAUAGCUAAAGGGUG
Xylona heveae TC161 is the source of this 653-nucleotide messenger RNA. RefSeq lists its product as hypothetical. The annotation marks the transcript as partial. NCBI's taxonomy places the organism in Eukaryota, Fungi, Ascomycota, Xylonomycetes, Xylonales, Xylonaceae. The transcript has a single exon. The record is from RefSeq and is a predicted model, not a curated record.